Mesoplodon densirostris (Blainville's beaked whale) is the source of this 1113-nucleotide messenger RNA. It is a transcript of the gene GDAP1L1, whose product is annotated as ganglioside induced differentiation associated protein 1 like 1. The record is from RefSeq and is a predicted model, not a curated record. The coding region runs from base 1 to 1113 and encodes 370 amino acids. The transcript has 6 exons. Lineage: Eukaryota; Metazoa; Chordata; Mammalia; Artiodactyla; Ziphiidae.
AUGGCGACCCCCAAUAACCUGACCCCCACCAACUGCAGCUGGUGGCCCAUCUCGGCGCUGGAGAGCGAUGCGGCCAAGCCGGUGGAGGCCCCCGAAGCACCCGCAGCGGCCAGCCACGCCCAUUGGCCCAAGGAGAGCCUGGUUCUGUACCACUGGACCCAGUCCUUCAGCUCGCAGAAGCGCCUGCAGGUGCGGCUGGUGAUCGCCGAGAAGGGCCUGGCAUGUGAGGAGCGGGACGUGAGCCUGCCGCAGAGCGAGCACAAGGAGCCCUGGUUCAUGCGGCUCAACCUGGGCGAGGAGGUGCCCGUCAUCAUCCAUCGUGACAACAUCAUCAGCGACUAUGACCAGAUCAUCGACUACGUGGAGCGCACGUUCACGGGAGAGCACGUGGUGGCGCUGAUGCCCGAGGCGGGCAGCCCCCAGCACGCGCGGGUGCUGCAGUACCGCGAGCUGCUGGACGCGCUGCCCAUGGACGCCUACACGCACGGCUGCAUCCUGCACCCCGAACUCACCGCCGACUCCAUGAUCCCCAAGUACGCCACGGCCGAGAUCCGCAGACAUUUAGCCAACGCCACCAUGGACUUCAUGAAAUUGGACCAUGAAGAGGAGCCCCAGCUCUCUGAGCCCUACCUUUCUAAACAGAAGAAGCUCAUGGCCAAGAUCCUGGAGCACGAUGAUGUGAGCUACCUGAAGAAGAUCCUGGGGGAGCUGGCCAUGGUGCUGGACCAGAUCGAGGCUGAGCUGGAGAAGAGGAAGCUUGAGAACGAGGGGCAGAAACGUGAGCUGUGGCUCUGCGGCCGUGCCUUUACCCUUGCUGAUGUCCUCCUGGGAGCCACCCUGCACCGCCUCAAAUUCCUGGGACUGUCCAAGAAAUACUGGGAAGAUGGCAGCCGGCCCAACCUGCAGUCCUUCUUUGAGAGGGUUCAGAAACGCUUUGCCUUCCGGAAAGUUCUGGGCGACAUCCACACCACUCUGCUGUCAGCAGUCAUCCCCAACGCGUUCCGGCUGGUCAAGCGGAAACCCCCAUCUUUCUUUGGGGCAUCCUUCCUCAUGGGCUCCCUGGGUGGGAUGGGCUACUUUGCCUACUGGUACCUCAAGAAAAAAUACAUCUAG